Fonsecaea multimorphosa CBS 102226 is the source of this 1047-nucleotide messenger RNA. RefSeq lists its product as uncharacterized. The coding region runs from base 1 to 1047 and encodes 348 amino acids. The transcript has a single exon. The record is from RefSeq and is a predicted model, not a curated record. Lineage: Eukaryota; Fungi; Ascomycota; Eurotiomycetes; Chaetothyriales; Herpotrichiellaceae.
AUGGCUCCACAGAGAAGAGUAAAACGAGUCUCGAUGGAUCAACUGUCGUUAGUUGCCUUCGACGACAGAACAAGCGUCGACAGCAAGGAGCUAGCGACCCAGACGUUCUUCGGCAAGAAGCAACAAGCCCCCGCACCCAUCUCCAAACAAGUCCCAUCCCACUCAUCCUCUGUCACAUGGAAAAGCCAAGCCAUCAAAGACAAGGAGGAGUACGAACGGGUCAAACAGCGGGUCCGCCACUUUGCUCCUGAGCUGUUCAAGGCCAGCGCGACACCAGGCCCAGGGUCACCGGCGAUCUUUCCACAGAACGUCGGCGAGUGGGUCACCCACAAGAAGGAGAUACUUGCAUUGGCCGAGGCUGAGCAAAAGAAGAACUGCGAAAUGCUCAAGGCUCAAAUCGAAGCUCGCCAAAAGAUCCCAAAAUCCCAGCGCAAGAUCAAAUCAGUUUUUGGCGAGAAUGGCAAGAUCUUCAAUGAUGGGCUCAGUCCAGUGCUGGGGUUCCCUACCAUCUGGUCAGCCGAAUACCUCGGACAGGUAGCCAGGUGGCCAAGCAACGGCGAGUUGCAAUGGAACGGCGACAAUAGGCAGAACCUCCUCGCUAAGACCAAAUGCGGCCGCUUCCUUCCUCCUCCUCGCGCUCCUGCCACCCCAUCAGCGCCGUUCCAAGAGCAGCCCUUUUUAAAGCAGUUGCCACUUGAUGAAGCUGGCCCCAUCUUCUGCAUGGGUCCUCGGCCGGACGAAAUCUUUGUCAGCAAUGCUGACAUGGAUUCAGAUCCGCAAUUCGAAGCACUCGGCAGCUUCCUCUUGGGAACAGAGCUGAUGCAGGAAGUUGGCCAGUGGAGACCCCCUGUUAUCCCACUGUGGCCACAGGAGCAGUUGCUAAUGGGAGAAGGGCCUAUGGUUCCCUAUCAAGGAGAUGGGUUCGUCGGAACACCGGCGAUUGGCAGUGAGAUGUUAUACAAUGAGAGCAUGCAGGCCAUGCACGCUGAGAUGUGGCACAAUGAGUGCAUGGAGCCAGAGCUGUGGCAGGACCCUAUGUGGAUGUAA